UUUUAAAAAAUAUUUUUUUAUGUCAGUUGUUUAUUUUGUCUGCUUUGUUGUUUAGUUAAUGAGAAGAUUGAUGAACUUCGAUUAUUAAAAUCAAGGGAACGUUUGGGCUUACGGGAUCUUUAUUAUUUUUUUCUGGUUCAAAGAGUUGCAGGGGAUCUGAUUUUUUUUUUUUUGUGGUUUGUCGUUAUGGGUUUUGUUUAUUGACAAGAAAUGAAAGGGAAAAAGAAAAACUAUGUAGUUAGUUGGUAAUUCUGGUUGUUCUUGUUGUUUUCUUGCAUUUUCAAGCCAAACAAGCAUAUGACAUCCGUGUUUUUCUUCUUCAUUUCAAUUUUCUGUGAGGCUCUUUGCUAGUUGUUGAGGAUUCGACAAUCAAAUCCACCUACUAGAAAGCUGCUGCCUGGCUACAGAGACGAUUUUCUUGUCAUUCAUCGUGAUUUGAUAAUCUUUGUAUGGAGACUUACACAAAAGAAUCGAAGAGCUGAAUUUUUGUUCUGUUUCCAUAAUGAAUUGAACAAGAAAAAAAAAACAGGCUGGGAAAACUGAUCUUUGGAUCUAAAAUUUCACAGCUCAUUUUGUUUUCUUGUUUUUAUGACUUUCACUGUUUUGACCCCGAGGAUUGGACCCUUUCCAAGAUAAAAAAGGGCAAAGCUAGUUGUGUUGAUUAGAUGUAUCGAGGUUCACUUUUAGGGGUAGCUGUCCUUUUUGCGGUCAAACAAUGGCUGUCUUCUCAAUCCAGUGCCUAAUUUAACCUGAAGGACUUAGUUUCUUGUUUUAAGUGACUAGAGGCUAGCUAGAUCUUGAAAUUUGCAGUCACCUGUGGAAUUUUCUUACAAAUUUCACAACAAGGUGAAACUAUGUUGGGUUUACUUUUUCAUUGGGUAGUGAGGAAUUCUGAGGGGUUAAUGUGAAUAAGUGAAAAGGGUCUUGUACUAGAUGCUGGUAUCUCUCUGUCUCUCUGCAGAUUAUCUGGAAUUGCAUAGUUAGCAAUGUCGGUACAUGUCCUAGAAGCCAGUAUGGUGGGGGCAGAUAAAUAAUGCAAAAAUUUUGUUUUGUUUGUGUCUUUUUAAGCUGUGUUAUCUUGGCUUCUACAAUGAUCAUUGGUUUUUAAGAUAGGCUUUUUUAGAGUUGAAUCUGUUAAGUGAGGCAAGUUUUGAAGAAAUUCUUGGUGCCAAAUGAGUCGAGAACAGAAGGGAAAACAGGAAAAAGGUGGCUCAAAUGUAGCUGAGAAAGUUGUGGUUGCUGUUAAGGCAUCCAAAGAAAUUCCCAAGACUGCACUUGUCUGGGCUUUGACUCAUGUUGUUCAACCUGGAGAUUGCAUUACGUUACUUGUUGUUGUUCCUUCACCUAGCUCAGGUAGAAGAUGGGGUUUCCCAAGAUUUGCUGGGGACUGCGCCAGUCGGAAGUCUCAAUUAGGAUCAAGUUCAGAGCAGAAAUCUGAUAUCACUGAUUCCUGCUCCCAAAUGAUCCUCCAACUUCAUGAUGUUUAUGAUCCAAACAAGAUUAAUGUCAAGAUAAAAAUUGUUUCUGGAUCGCCAUGUGGAGCGGUAGCUGCUGAGGCCAAGCGAGCCCUAGCUAGUUGGGUUGUAUUGGACAAGCAGCUUAAACAUGAGGAAAAACGGUGCAUAGAGGAGUUGCAAUGCAACAUUGUGGUUAUGAAGAAUUCACAGGCUAAAGUUCUCCGCUUAAAUUUGGUUGGGUCACCUGAGAAGGAAGCUGAAGCUUCUUCUCAAUUAAAUUCUGGGAGAGAUGAAGCUUCUGAAAAGUAUCCCCAAAACAAAGAUACAUCAUCUGGUUCUAUUAGAGGGCCAGUUGUCACUCCAACUAGUAGUCCAGAGCUCGGGACACCAUUUACUGCUACUGAAGCAGGAACUUCUUCAGUGUCAAGCUCUGAUCUGGGCACUUCUCCUUUUUUCAACUCAGCAGGGAAUGGAGACCUGAAGAAGGAUGAAUCAUUGGUCAUUAAAGAAAUUCAGGAUCUUGAUGAAUCUGGUUCAGACCCCGAGAGUGAAAAUUUAUCCUUAUCUUCAACAAGUUUAAGGUUCCAACCAUGGAUAACAGAGUAUCUUACUUCUCAGCAUCAAUCCUCACGACACCUGGAAGAAACUUCAGUUAGAGCUCAUGACGGGGUUCAAGCUUCAACAACAAAAGCCUUGCUGGAGAAAUUUUCGAAACUUGAUAGAGAAGCAGGCAUUGGAAUAUCAAGCUUUAGGAGUGAUUCUGAAUUUAGUGGAAAUGUGAGGGAAGCAGUUUCAUUAUCGAGAAAUGCCCCACCUGGCCCUCCUCCAUUGUGUUCAAUAUGUCAGCAUAAGGCCCCGGUAUUUGGGAAACCACCGAGGUGGUUUACCUAUGCUGAAUUGGAGCUUGCAACUGGUGGAUUUUCACAAGCUAAUUUCUUGGCUGAGGGUGGGUUUGGAUCCGUUCAUAGAGGACUUCUCCCAGAUGGUCAGGCAAUUGCAGUGAAGCAACACAAAUUGGCUAGUUCUCAAGGAGAUCUUGAGUUUUGCUCAGAGGUGGAAGUCCUGAGCUGUGCUCAGCACAGGAAUGUUGUUAUGCUGAUUGGGUUCUGUAUUGAGGAUAGAAGGCGACUGCUGGUUUAUGAGUACAUAUGCAAUGGAUCCCUAGAUUCUCAUCUAUAUGGGCGUCAUCGGGAACCUUUAGAAUGGUCUGCACGGCAAAAGAUUGCAGUAGGAGCUGCUAGAGGUCUGAGAUACCUUCAUGAAGAAUGCAGAGUUGGCUGCAUUGUGCACCGUGACAUGCGGCCGAACAACAUUCUCAUCACCCAUGAUUUUGAACCUUUGGUUGGUGAUUUUGGCCUUGCAAGAUGGCAGCCUGAUGGUGAUACUGGUGUGGAAACAAGAGUGAUUGGAACAUUCGGGUAUUUGGCACCAGAGUAUGCUCAAAGUGGACAAAUCACAGAAAAGGCAGAUGUCUAUUCCUUCGGAGUGGUGUUAAUUGAACUGGUUACUGGACGGAAAGCUGUGGACCUUAAUAGGCCAAAGGGCCAACAAUGUCUAACCGAAUGGGCACGCCCACUUUUGGAAGAAUACGCCAUAGAUGAACUGGUGGACCCCAGAUUGGAAGAUCGCUAUUCCGAACAUGAGGUAUAUUGCAUGCUUCAUGCUGCAUCAUUAUGCGUAAGGCGAGAUCCUCAGUCUAGGCCGCGCAUGUCACAGGUGCUCCGCAUACUGGAAGGUGAUGUGCUCAUGAACACCAAUUACACGUCGCCAGGGUAUGAUGUUGGUAACCGUAGUGGCCGGUUCUGGGCAGAGCAACAACGGAGCUACAGUGGACCGCUCACGAGUGAUUCAUUAGAUGAGUUCAGUGGAAAGCUCUCCCUCGACGGAGCAAGGCCAAGAACAAGGAGGACUUCAUGCGAAGAUCAUUUGUAAAAGGCUCAUUUACCAGGUUUAUUUGCGCGCAUGGUGCGCUAUAUUUUGUUUUGUAUUGUUUUCCUUCAUUGCCAGGUUAGAUUCUGCUUCUGUAUAGUAAGUAGGAGUAUUGGAAGCAAGGUUUCAAUUAGGGUUUUUGUAAUUCUUUUUGGAAUGGCCAGUUUCAAAAGCUAUGGUGAAUAUGCCUCUGCUAAUUAAAUCAAUCAAUCAGCUUUGAGAGAUUUGGUUC
Molecule: messenger RNA, 3618 nt
Organism: Gossypium raimondii (Peruvian cotton)
Lineage: Eukaryota; Viridiplantae; Streptophyta; Magnoliopsida; Malvales; Malvaceae
Product: inactive protein kinase SELMODRAFT_444075
Exons: 10
Coding region: 1173-3389 (738 amino acids)
Biological process (GO): protein phosphorylation
Molecular function (GO): protein kinase activity; ATP binding
Source: RefSeq, a predicted model, not a curated record